Myotis davidii is the source of this 3343-nucleotide messenger RNA. It is a transcript of the gene POU4F1, whose product is annotated as POU class 4 homeobox 1. Bases 108 to 896 code for a protein of 262 amino acids. Gene Ontology annotation, biological process: regulation of transcription by RNA polymerase II. Lineage: Eukaryota; Metazoa; Chordata; Mammalia; Chiroptera; Vespertilionidae. The record is from RefSeq and is a predicted model, not a curated record. The transcript has 3 exons. Gene Ontology annotation, molecular function: DNA-binding transcription factor activity, RNA polymerase II-specific; RNA polymerase II cis-regulatory region sequence-specific DNA binding.
GCCAGCCGCCGAGGCUGCAGCCUCCGAAGGGAGGCCAGGGGAACCGGGGUGCGGACUUUCCCGCGGACUUUCGGAGUGUUUGUGGAUUUACAUGCCCAGCCAUCAAGAUGAUGUCCAUGAACAGCAAGCAGCCUCACUUUGCCAUGCAUCCCACCCUCCCUGAACACAAGUACCCAUCGCUGCACUCCAGCUCCGAGGCCAUCCGGCGGGCCUGCCUGCCCACGCCGCCGCUGCAGAGCAACCUCUUCGCCAGCCUCGACGAAACGCUGCUGGCGCGGGCCGAGGCGCUGGCGGCUGUGGACAUCGCCGUGUCCCAGGGCAAGAGCCACCCGUUCAAGCCGGACGCCACGUACCACACGAUGAACAGCGUGCCUUGCACGUCCACGUCCACCGUGCCGCUGGCGCACCACCACCACCACCACCACCACCACCAGGCGCUCGAGCCCGGGGACCUGCUGGACCAUUCACGGCGCAUCAAGCUGGGCGUGACGCAGGCCGACGUGGGCUCGGCGCUGGCCAACCUCAAGAUCCCGGGCGUGGGCUCGCUCAGCCAGAGCACCAUCUGCAGGUUCGAGUCGCUCACGCUCUCCCACAACAACAUGAUCGCGCUCAAGCCCAUCCUCCAGGCGUGGCUCGAGGAGGCCGAGGGCGCGCAGCGCGAGAAAAUGAACAAGCCCGAGCUCUUCAACGGAGGCGAGAAGAAGCGCAAGCGGACUUCCAUCGCCGCGCCCGAGAAGCGCUCCCUCGAGGCCUACUUCGCCGUGCAGCCGCGGCCCUCCUCGGAGAAGAUCGCCGCCAUCGCCGAGAAACUGGACCUCAAAAAGAACGUGGUGCGGGUGUGGUUUUGCAACCAGAGACAGAAGCAGAAGCGGAUGAAAUUCUCCGCCACUUACUGAAGGGGGUGGGGCGGGUGGGCGCGGGAGGAGGGGCCGAGCAGGGAGCUGAACGGGCCUUUCGGGGCUUUUCCCGGGCCGCUUCCCCCCGGAUCUGGCGUGUCCGUUAUCCUGCCUGCGUUUGGCGAAUCCAUCCUCCAGAGCUCUCUUUCGCCCCCUCCUUCCCUUAUGCUCUCCUGGCCCUCACCCUCUCCCAGCCCGGAGCACUGGGGUGCUGGGUGUGGACGUCGGAGAGGGAGCAUUGGGGUGAGCUGGUAGCUGAGGGGGGAAGAAAGCGGAGCCUGGAGGAGGGGUUUUGAGGAGCAGGAUAGUUCUGGGGGUUAGGGUGGGGGGGAGACUGGAAGGGUAGAGAAAUGGACUGUUUUGGACCAGAGACAUUUAUCAAAAUCUCCUGGGGACCAAGGAACUAUGUACAAAAACAAACCUACCAACCACCAAAAAAAAAAAAAAACUAAACAAAUAAAAGCAAACUAAAACAAAGCAGAACAAAAGCAAAUAAAAUAUGCGUUAGAAAUUUAACUCCAGGGAGCCAUAUUCUGCAGCUUCAAUCCCCCCCUAAGGAAGAGAAAACAAGAGCACCACCAUUAUUACCACUGACCCAACCCUUCACAAAUGAACUGAAAAACGAAAGCCAAAUGAACUGGAAGGUGAGAUUGUGGGUAGCUAAGCUAGUUGUUCUGUGUAUUUAAUUUAAUUUUCCUCUCUCAGUCUCACCUCUACCCCGCCCACGUUCUCUUUGAUUAUUUUUUGUGUUCCAAAGAGAUUGGAUGGCUGCUCUCCAUUGCCAGAAAGUGAGAGGGGGAACAGCUAAAGCGGGCGGGGGUAUUAUGGCUGUUUAGGUGGAAUCCAAGUUUUCCACUGACUUAGCCUAUAUUCCUGUGGCCUGGGCCCAUUCGGUGGGGGUGUUUAGGGAGAGAGGGGUAGUAUUUGAGCUGACUAAAAUGCAGAAUUUAUGGAGCUCCAAAAGAAAUAUUUUAUUCUAGAAGAAUAAAACAAUUUUGACAAGUUCUUUUCAUUUUUGCUCUUAUAUCUAAGAUCUAGAAACAGACUAUUUCAAAAUCAGUGCCACCCCGCUCCAUAGAACUUGCUUGCCCUUUCACUUUCACUUAUUUUUCUGAGUGUAGUUUAUUUAAAACUACCUACUGAAUUUUAUUUCCUAUGGAUUCAAAUAGGUUAAUGGGAUGGAAAACAAUAGGAGAGAUACUGUGUCCCUUUUACUCCACAGAACAAGACUCAUCUAGCUCUUCUAGGUACCCUUUUCUUCUCUCUUGGAGAACAUGAAAUGGUUGAAAUAUUGAGAAGUUUUUGCUUUCGGUUGGAGCAGGACUUGGCUGUGGGGAAAAAUCAACUAAAUCCCAAAUGAGAGGAAGACAGAGUUAAAGUCCUCCAUUUGUUUCAAAAGGGUCUGCAUGUUGGGAGGGGGGGAAGCAGAACAACUGUGUUUCAUUAUUAUUAUUAUUAUUCAAAAGUAAUUUAUUGCUGGGGAUAAAUGUUGGGUAGCAAGAACUUUAAUUUGCACUACCAGUCUCCCAAAUAGAAAACCGUGUAUAGUAUUUCAUAGUUAUAAUCAAGGUACUUUAUGAACUGCUGAUGGAUUAAAAAAUGAGAAAGACAGUUGAAGGUGGUUAGGUAAAAUGCUUGCUUGGUGCACAAGAUACUCUUUUGAUCUCAUGUGGGGAUGGUUUAUUACCAUCCUUUAACAAGAACGUAAAAAAUUGAAAACAAAUGUGGAAAGAAAAGAAAAAAAAAAACAACCCUGCCAUUUAACAAGACUGAAAUCAUGCAUGACCUGAAAAGUGCAGAAAGAAACACAAUUAGGUCUCACUCUGGUUAGGCAUUAUUUAUUUAAUUACAUUGUAUAUCAUUGUUUGCAGCGCAAACAUUCUAUGCAUUUGAAACUGAGCACUAAACUGGGCUAGCUUUCUGAUAGACCGUUUUGUGGAUAGUGUGAUUUCACAGUCUACUGCCUGUUUUCACCGAAAACACAGCAUUCUUGUCGUAUUCUUGUAUUUAGAAAAAAAGGUAAAACAGGAAGAUUAUUGUAAAUAUUUUCUUUAAUGCACACACUCACACCGUGGUUACAGACUGCCAGUGUUAUACCUGUCCAUGUAUGUCUGCUGAGCUUUCUCCUUGGUUAUGUCUGCUCUCUUACCGUUUCUCCUUCCCACUUCUAUCAGAACCAUUUAUGUGCGCCAAAAUACAACAGGGGGAUGUGUCCCAGUACACUUACAAAUAAAACAUAACUGAAAGAAGAGCAGUUUUAUGAUUUGGGUGCAUUUUUGUGUCUAUACUAGGCCAAAUCCUGGUAGAGCCGGUCAGCAAAUGAAACUCAAUUCAACCAAAAAUACAGGGGAAAGGGUGAGAAUGAUGUAUUUUUCUGCUGAAUCAGAAUUCACUUUCAGACAACUCAUGUGAAAAGUGGUGCUCUGAAUAAAAUGAAUUCUAUAUUA